GAGGCUUUUAGGUUUUCUGAUUUGCCGCCUACUUCGAAGAAAUCGUCUUCUUUCUCCGCUAGGGUUUUCAUCGCGAUCGUCUUUUUGUUUUGAUUUUUUCUGUAAUCCAAAGGGCUUUUUUUUCUCUCUCAAAUCUCUCAUCAGCCGAAUCCUUCUUCCCCAUCUUAAUAGACACAGAUGUCUCGUUGCUUUCCUUACCCACCUCCUGGUUACGCGGGGAAGGUGGCUAGGACCGAGGCGGCCUUGAUCGAAUCGAUUAAGCUCCAAUCUGAAAGACAACAGAGCAAGCAUGAUAGGAAGAAAGAGAAAAGUAAGCACAGGAAAGAGAGGAGUGAGAAGAGUAAGGAAAAGAAACAGAGAAGAAAAGAACGUAAAGAGAAAUCUUCUUGUAGCUGUGACUUGAAUGAUCAGAAACAAAAGGAAUGCGCUAAACAAGCCGAGGACCGUCUAAAGGGAACCAAAGUUGAAGCGGAACAAUUAGAAAAGAGUGGCCUUACUGAGGAGCAUGGACAACCAGUAUGGCCUCAGAGCCCUGGCUAUUUGUCUGACGGAACUCAGAUCAACCACAAGAGGAAAAGGGAUGCUAAAUUACAGCCUAAUGAAGAUUCUAAACCUGGAAAAAUCAUCCGGAUUAAGCUGGCUUCUUCACUGAGCAACCAAGAGGAUUCCUCAGCUGAUACACAACAGACGUGUUCUACAUCUGGACGCUAUGAUUGUGUUGAUCAGAAGAGGGAUGAAAAUAGCUGUGGACCCAAUCAGCAAAAACCUUGCUUCACCAAUUCUAACACAGUUGUAGCUGUUGAGGAGGCUCCUCCUAAACCUCGGAUCAAAGAUCAUUCUCGUUCAGUUCAUGCUGUCAAGGACAUUCGUCCGCAGGGUAAUGUUGUGCCAUUCCCUACUCGCACCAGAAGUCCUGCAGAAUCCGAAUAUGAAGCUCUGUUUGAGAAGUGGAUUCCACCCCCGCUUCAGUUGGAGCAACAAAUGGACGAUGAAGAAUGGCUCUUUGGGACAAGAAAGCAGGAUGGACAAACCACGAAGGCAACCACCAACAAAGCUUUCAGUCCGGUUCCCAGCUGCCGAAGUUCCAGUCUGUGGCCGAGAGGACAGUAUCUGCCAGAUGCUGAUGUCUAUUCAUUGCCUUACACGAUCCCAUUUUGAUUUAGAAUUCUUUACUCUAAAGAGUUAACGUUGUACAGAGCGCCUGUUGGAAAUCUUCUUCCUUGGCAUUGUUUUAGGAUCAAUAUAAAUGAUAUUCAAUUUUGUUCAAUUUUGUGGGCA
Messenger RNA from Momordica charantia (bitter melon), 1278 nucleotides. Its product is annotated as DNA ligase-like protein. The record is from RefSeq and is a predicted model, not a curated record. NCBI's taxonomy places the organism in Eukaryota, Viridiplantae, Streptophyta, Magnoliopsida, Cucurbitales, Cucurbitaceae.